Zea mays is the source of this 5221-nucleotide messenger RNA. Its product is annotated as Phosphatidylinositol N-acetyglucosaminlytransferase subunit P-related. The transcript has 7 exons. Bases 1885 to 4683 code for a protein of 932 amino acids. The record is from RefSeq and is a predicted model, not a curated record. NCBI's taxonomy places the organism in Eukaryota, Viridiplantae, Streptophyta, Magnoliopsida, Poales, Poaceae.
CGCGGCCCAUUAAUGGUGCUUCACGUGACCUGCCACGCCCCCACCUCCGGCCCCCCCUACCCUACUGUGCACGGUGGCUACACCACUACUACUACUAGGCAGCCGAGCUCCUCGCCUCGCUCUCGCUCUCGCUCCUCCACCUUCCCUCCCUUGGGUCCGUCCGUUUGCCGUGCGCCAUUGCCCAUUGCCCAUUGCGCCCUGCGCCCCCUCCCUUGGCCAAGUUGCCAUUUGCCUUCCCUUUCCCUCCGCAUCGGCCCAUCCCAGUAUCCUACCCUCCCCCUCCCACUCACGGCAGCUGCCAUUGUCGCCCUGUCUGCCCCCCUCCACGCUCUCCCUAUCCACCACAGCACAGCACAGCACAGCGCCACGCACGAUCUCGCCGGUGCCACCGUGCUCCCCCACCUUCAAAUGUCGGGCCUCCUUCCACCGGCGCCCCGCGGCACGGAGCACUGAGCGCAGUCCGGUCCGGCGCUGCCCCACUGCGACAAGGAGGACGGGCAAGCGCCGCCAGCCGCGCGGGGCCUCCGCUCUGCUCACCCUCGCCGCGGGGGAGACACACGGGGUAGGUGCGGAGAGGACGCUAGAUCCGCGCGCCCGACCGUCCCCGCCGCCUCCCACCGGCCACCGCACCGCCGCCGCCGGCGGUUCCCUCGUCGUCGCGCGCCAGCGCAGCUGCUGCAGUGCAGGUCCGGCACCCCAUCCUAUGCUUUUCUAUCUGCUUGGUGGACGGAGGUGGGUCUUGCCGUUUUUGGGUUGGGUUGGGUUGGCCGGUUGGGUGAGCUGCUCACCCGGCUUCGGGUGGUGCUGGUGGUGACCGUUCGCCGUCGCUGUCUCUCCCAAAAGCGGCGCCCUUUUCAGCCGCACGGAGCUCCUCCAGCCCAGUCCUCCUUUUUUUUUUAUUAAUCACCUCUCUAAUCCGAUCUAAUCGCAGUCACCUGCUCGCCUCCCACUCUAUCCUGAAGACCUGAACUAGUAAUUAAUGCCCGGGAUUGUUUGUUCUCUCCUAACCUCCGCCUUGCCGCAUCCAUGGGGACCAGCGCCACCGCCACCUUUCCCUCCGCCACGCCCAUUGGCUUCGCUGCCGCUGCCGUUGCCAUUGCUGCGCCCCGCCCCCGUCCUCCUCCUCCUCGGCGGUGGUAUAACGACGGCUGCGUCCUCCCCCCGAUUCGGCUGUUGCCGUUCCGUUCCGCCGACCAGGGAACAUGCUCUGCGCCUCUGCUCUAGUCCGCGCCGCCCGUCCCAAUCACGCCAUUCCCGCCGCCCGCUCACUCGCCCCCUGCAUGCAAUGUAAUUUAUUAUUCGCUCCACCGCUGCGCCUCGUCUGAUGAGGACGAGAUUCGGUCGGAUCUUUUUCUGCGUCCGUCACCGUCCGUUCGGGCGGGCUACAAAAGAAAAGGGAAGGCCGGCGCCCUUUCCUCCGCCCGCCCGCCUCUCGCGGCGUGGUUGCGAAAGCUUCCGUAAGUUCCUGCCAAAGGGAGGAGAUUGCUGCUGCGUCGAGGAGCCAUUUUCCUUGCAGCCUGCAUAGCGGAAGAGAAAAGGCAGGCACUGGCAGAGAGAAACCCUAAGCUAGUUCGCCACUUCUGGCCUCCCCCCCCCCCCCCCCCCCCCCCCCCCCCCGGGGUGCCGGCGGCCGAAAUGUGAUGAUGAGUUCUUGUGGCGUCCGCCCAUCAUCAUAGUUCCCUGUCGUCCUUGGCCCAUUUGUUCCUGUCCUCGGGGGAGCGAGGCGUCGGGGCUCGCGCGCUUCACGUGUUGAUUCCUCGCUCCCGCACACUGCCUCCUCGUCGGAUUUCGUGGUGCGGAUGCCGCUUUUUGGACGCAGCUGAUCAGUUGUUGCUUUUUGUUCCGUUCUAGCGCUCCUGCCUUGUCCCGGAAGGGACGGUGUGAAUGAAAGGCGCUCAGGAUAAAAGGCACAGAAAGAAGCAGGACCUCCAGGUUCUCGGGCCCUUCCCGGGAUGCCUGGGGAGGAUGAUCAACAUGUUAGACCUCAGCAAUGGCGUGGUUGCUACCAAGAUGCUCACUGAGAAGGCGCAUAGAGAUGUUUCUCCGGCCGGAAAAGACCGGAGUAAUACUUUCAAGAUGGCAAUUAAUCCCCCAGCUCAGACUGAAGAUAAACAAAGGGAUAGUCAGACAAGAAGGAAUUUCCCUACUAAAAGGUCAAACUCGCCUACUAAAAGGACUGGUGCGAUGCCUGUUAAAAUGCUGAUGGAGCAGGACAUGUGGAAAGAAAGACGGCCUGAUGAGGAGCCACUGAAUGUUGUUGCAAGAUUAAUGGGCCUACAUGAGCCUCCAGGUCAGCAAUCCAAUUUCCCUUUAGGAAGACAAUUGGAUAAGAAAUAUCAGUGUGGUGGUUUUGAAGAGAACUACUGGAAUCUCAAGUCAAAGAAGGAAAGCAAAUGCCACCAAAACCAAAAGGCAGGGCCACGCCAUCAGCACACUUGGAAUGGUUCUGGUGACCAACCAUCAAGAAUCAGUAGCAGCCAGAGCAUGCACCAAGAAAAUGAGACUUGUGAGAAGAGGAUGUCAAUUGUUCGCGAGAAGUUUGCUGAAGCAAAGCGACUAGCCACAGAUGAGAAACUUCUUCAUUCGAAGGAGUUCCAAGAUGCACUGCAGUUUUUAAGCUCAAAUAGAGACCUAUUCUUGGAGUUCCUUGACGAGCCAAAUCCUCUAUUAUCAAGCAACCGUUAUGAGUUCCAACCUGUUGCACCACCUUCUGAAGUAAAGCAAAUAACCAUACUGAAGCCAUCAGAACCAGCAAAGAGAAAAGACAGCAUCUUUGUGGGGAGACAACUGUUUUCAGAUGGAGAUGGAGGUGAAAGUGAACGAAACAGAUACAGGCGCCAUCAGAGUUCGGAUGUUUCCCCAGCAAAUUCAAAUUUGUCUGAGCCAACAAAAAUUGUAGUACUAAAACCAGGAUUCCCCAGUUCUCAUGACUCCAGGAUUGCGAGGUCUUCAUUAUCAUCAGCAGAAGACAGUGAAGAUGAAAGUAUGAUGGCGGUUGAUGAAACCAUGUGCUCAAGAAGGUUGGCAAAGGAGAUCACUUGGCAGAUGAGGAUGCGGCUAAAAGACAGGCAAGACGAAGAGAGUAUGCUCUCAUGUGAAUACCCUGACUUUUAUAUCGGAGAUGACUCCUUCAGUAAAUCAGAAGUUGAGAUUCCAAAAGAGAUGUGUGGUGAAACAAGUGGGGAAUUGGAGUUUGGCACUCCGACUUCUGGCCGCUCUUGGGAUUUUCUGAGUAGAAGUGGAAGUCCUUUCUCUGCGUCAUGCUCUAGUCAGGCAUCCCAUAGAAGGGAGCCGUCAGUAGUUAGGGAAGGCAAGAAGAAGAUUUUAGAGAGAUUGUCUAUGGUAUCAUCAACAGUCAAUAUUGAGGAAGAAAUGGAAGGUCGCAGAAGUACAGGCACACUUGGUGACAUGCUCACAAUAUCGAAAGUCAAGGACCAGGAAGAAAUUGGGGCUGAAACACUGGGGAGCCCAGCACCUGAGCUGGAACCUGAGGAGCCUUUCUCAUGUUUGCCAAGAUCUCGAUCCCUUCCACUUUCUUUGUCCUAUGGAGUCGCUGAGUCAAAUGGAAUAACCUCUGGCACUCAUGAAGCUGAAAAGGAAAGAAUCAGGAAGUCGUCAUCGUUUAGGGAAAAAGUUUCUAGCCUGUUCUCUAAAAAUAAGAAAUCAACCAGGGAGAAGGUAGAUCCAUCUGUGAGCAAUAGACUCAAACAUGGAGGGGCUGUGACUACUGGUGAUGUGAAGGAAAUCUGCAACCAUCUUGCCCUAGACAAUCUUCAGAAACAACAUACUUGUCUAAACACAGAUGAGAAGAACACUGUGCAAGGACUCGUGACUAGUUCUUGUGAGACCAAUAGUGCAGCUGAUAUCCCUGCCAAGGAUAUUUCCUCCAUUUCAAGUCUUGGUGUCCCAGGAAUCUUUGGUGGCCUUCAGGAUGAACCUAGUCCUGUAUCUGUACUAGAUGGACCGUUUAUAUGUGAUAACAAUAGGAGGCUACUGUACUCAUCUGAAAAUUUCAUCACUUCAUCCCCACAAGCUUUGUCAAGGUCUCCCCUGAUCGGAUCAUUUUCACGGUCACUGUCAUGGGAGGAUCCCCCGCUGGAAGUCAUGUCGCCGAAUUCGUUGAGACUCUCAAGGCUUUUCUCGAAGGCUGAUGAAGAUCUAGAUUCACUGACGUUUAUCCAGAAGCUGGUCCACUCUCGAGGCACGGGUCGAGAAAGUUGCAUAUUAGCUGACCCUUUGGACCCGAGUUUGCUCGAGAAGAUUUCGGAUUACGAAGAAGAUGGAAUUAAGUUUGGGAAAAGGCGGCCCAAACAGAGGCUCCUUUUCGACGCCGUAAACGAAGCGCUCAUCGAGCUUGCUUCGAUGGCGGAACUGGCUGCGUACCCCUGGGGUAGAUCAUGCUCUUCGGAGCACGGGGAUUGCAAGAACGGUUCCAGCAGUAAUUCUGCGGCUGAGGAAAUCUGGCGGGUCAUUAGGAACUGGUCGAUACUUGAGAAGUACCCUCCCGGUGAAGCUAUUGAAAGAAAUCUCUUGCUGGAGAUGAUACUAAAGAGGGAGGUGGCGGAGGCAGCCAGCGCUGACACGACUCGGUUAGAGACGUUUGAUCUCAACACCACGGUCUGCGCCAUGGUCUUGGAUGGCCUGGUUGAAGAGACAGUUGUAGAUCUGACUAACUACUGCUAGUGAGUUCUCAGAAGAAGGAAAAGAAGGGUACAGAUGUAAACGAGGAGUGCUGAGAAAGAUGCAUGCGUGCUCUUCUUCAUCCUUGGUCCGCCUGCCUUUGCUUUGCAGUGUCUCUUGCUGCUGCCGUUUGCUGGGUGUUUUGUAGUGCAGUGCUUGGCCAUUGCCAUGGAAGUAUGGAAGCCCGUCUUAAAGACUGAAGGCUAGAAGCAGUAUAAGUCGGUAUGGAUUAAAACCAAGUGAACGUUCGAGCAGCCGCCAAUUUGCUGUAGGUCUUCUGCGGAAUGAUCUGACGAAUGGAUGAAUGAUUGCCAUGAACCGCUUGCACGUUUUGCUCUUGGUAGUGGUACUGCUACCCUGUCCUGUAGUUGGCUGUGUGUUGUUGGUUCUUCUCGUUCAGAUCCCUGUACAGUGACUGGCUGACAGUUUUGAAUUGGGGCUGCCAUGCCACUGCCACCUUCUACGGCGGAUGCGUGCUUUCUCACCGAUCCUUGAAGCAUGAAUGCGUACAUUAACUAAUUUGAUCUGGUGAUUGCUUGUU